CUUCCCACCCUGACGAUAUCCCUACACCCAGAUCCCCCAGGUUCUCGAGAAACCGACUGCAACCAUGGCAACCGAGAAGAAAGACAAGAUGGAGGCGCAAAUCAAGUCCGUUGAUAUGACGGAGGAUAUGCAGCAAGAGGCCAUUGCCCUCGCGAUCGAGGCUAUGGAGAAGUACCACAUCGAGAAGGAUAUUGCGCAGCACAUCAAGAAAGAAUUCGAUUCGCGAAAGGGUGCUACCUGGCAUUGCGUUGUCGGCCGAAACUUUGGAAGCUUUGUCACUCACGAGACCAAGCACUUCAUCUACUUCUACCUUGGCCACUGCGCCAUCCUCCUCUUCAAGACCCAAUAAGUGGAUAUAUCUGCUUGGAAGAAAGAGUCAGGGAAUUCCACGGGAAGAAGCCUCGUAAAUUUGCCUUUUCAAAGCGAUCUUUUUGUCUUCGUCUCAUGACUUUCAGCUUUUGUGCCGAAGCGCUUUCUAAACGAGAAUCGUCGCAUUUUGUACACAGUUUGUUUAUUUUACCUAUCUACCUAAAUAUUGAUGAGAUUGAGUCUUGCGGGAAAGAAA
This is a messenger RNA of Penicillium subrubescens, 565 nucleotides long. RefSeq names its product dynein light chain DYN2. Gene Ontology annotation, molecular function: dynein intermediate chain binding; dynein light intermediate chain binding. Gene Ontology annotation, biological process: cilium assembly; microtubule-based process. The coding region runs from base 65 to 349 and encodes 94 amino acids. Gene Ontology annotation, cellular component: cytoplasmic dynein complex. The record is from RefSeq and is a predicted model, not a curated record. Lineage: Eukaryota; Fungi; Ascomycota; Eurotiomycetes; Eurotiales; Aspergillaceae. The transcript has 7 exons.